AUGGAGGAAGUGGACAUGCGUCAAAGAAUUGAUCGGCGGCGGCGGGAGCAGUUUGAGAAGUUUACAAGGGCGCUUGGUGAGGUCAGCCCCACACACUUCAUGCAAGAUGCCUUGAAAGCGGGCGCCAGCUCUCUGGAUUUGCAACUGUUUGGGGCCAUCCCACCGAUCACCGAAGCGCGUCGUUUGGAUACAGCUGGAAAAGCUGCCAUUGUUCAAAGCGAGCGCCAAGCGGCAAGAACUUUGAUUCAGAAGAGCAAACAGGAGUCGCUAAAUUCGAAGCAGGCUGUUGUCAACGAAGCGCGCCAAAUUCGUUCCGCCCAGUGGAGGUUGCAAAGCUUGCGGCCACCGUCCAUGGACAGCACCCGUGAUGGUUCCUUUGCGCGCAGCCCAUGGUCAGAUCAGUCAGACUGGGCCUCUUCCAAUGGACCCACACCGCGUGACAUCGGCAGAUCUUCUUCAGCAGGGACUCAGAUUACAACCCGCACACACUCACCCAUGCCAGGUGUGCCGCUGGGAAAGGCCUUCGAGGACAUGCUGGCAAACUACUACAGGACUCUGGAAGAGAUCCAAGAUCAGGAAUUUGCCGAAGCACAAAAAGCUCGGCAGGAAGAGUCUGAGCAGCUGCAGCGAGAACAUGUCCGAAGAGAGCACUUUGAACAGCAGCAUCGGAUGAGGGAGUUUGCCAUUGUUCACGAGCUGCACCGCCGCGAGCGGCGCCGCGUCUUCGACGCCUCGCGCACGGUGCUGGUGGUCGACCGCCUGGCCGAGGAGCAGCGACGCAGGCGAUUCGAGCUGCACCUGCGACAGGAAGCGGCCAAGGAUCAACGGGAAAAGAGUCGACAACGAAGGGCCAGGUAUGAGUCGCAUUUCGAUUUCAUUUUGAGCCAAGAGGCUUUAGACCGAGCAUGUGGCAAAGUCGACAUGCAAAAACACUUUGAAACUCAGCGGGCAGACACGAAGGAAAAAGUGGAGAAACGUAAAGAAAAGUGGGCAAGAAAGUCCCGACCACUACGAGCAAGACGCUUGUUCCAGCAGGAACAGAAGAAGAUCUGCAGCUUGGAGCGUGAAAGGCAACAUGCUUAUUAUGCAGCCAGGCAGAGAGCUCAAGGUGAACGUGAGUUUCAGCAGAAGAAAGAAAAUGUUCGCAUGGCUCACUUAUUGAAGGCCAUCAUGCGAGGAUGGAGAGAGAAUAGAAACAAAUCCAAGGCGAAAAGUGCAGAGGUUUCAGAAACCUCUGCUGAUCUUGCAGCUAGCGCGGCGGAGGUAAACAGCAUGGACGAGUCUCACCCAGGGACGACCUCGUGA
Messenger RNA from Cladocopium goreaui, 1305 nucleotides. The record is from the annotation of a GenBank genome assembly. Lineage: Eukaryota; Dinophyceae; Suessiales; Symbiodiniaceae.